Drosophila eugracilis is the source of this 819-nucleotide messenger RNA. Its product is annotated as trypsin alpha. Bases 16 to 759 code for a protein of 247 amino acids. The transcript has a single exon. Gene Ontology annotation, molecular function: serine-type endopeptidase activity. The record is from RefSeq and is a predicted model, not a curated record. Gene Ontology annotation, biological process: proteolysis. Lineage: Eukaryota; Metazoa; Arthropoda; Insecta; Diptera; Drosophilidae.
UCCAAGCUGGUCAAGAUGUUCAUCAAGUGCUUCUUCCUUCUACAGGCAAUCAACUUCCUGUCUGCAGAACCAGUAUUCCAGCCGGAAGAACGCAUUUCCGGUGGAAACUCUAUUAGAAUCGAACAGGCACCUUGGCAGGUGUUGUUACUCAUACAAAAGCAACAAAUUUGUGGUGGUUCCAUUUAUAGCAAAGAUAUUAUCGUUACGGCUGCCCACUGUCUUUUUACAAUAGGCGAAGAACGACUUGAGCCCAAAGAUUUGCUUAUUCGCGCAGGAUCCACAUUUAUUGACUUUGGAGGAGAUCUAAUCGAAGUGGCCGCCCUUAAAUAUCACGAAGAGUUUAAUUUUAUAACGAAACGAAACGACAUCGGCAUCGUACGACUGAGUAAACCACUUCAGUUUUCCAAGAAAGUUUGGCCAAUCCCUUUGGCCGGCGUGAACCCUCCUUCUGGAACUUUUGCAUUUUCCACUGGCUGGGGAGCAACUUCAGUUACUAGCAAUACUCCGCGGAAAUAUCCUAGAAAUCUUCAAGGCAUAGUCGUUCCUAUUCAUAAGUGCAUAGGACUUCAUGAUGAUUAUAUUUGCGCCGGCAAUUUUAACAAAGCCGCUUGCUUUGGCGAUUCUGGUGGUCCAUUGGUUGUGGACCAAAAACUAGUCGGUGUUGUCUCUAUAGUCUACGGUACUUGCACUGCCACUUCUUCUUACAUCAGUGUACCUUUCUUUAAAAAAUGGAUUUUAAAUGCCAUUAAUUCUAUUUGAAAAAUGUACAAAUAUAUAUAUAAUAAAUAAAUAUUCACAAGAGCAUUUGUAUAAAUCAAA